Chlamydomonas reinhardtii is the source of this 3234-nucleotide messenger RNA. RefSeq lists its product as uncharacterized. NCBI's taxonomy places the organism in Eukaryota, Viridiplantae, Chlorophyta, Chlorophyceae, Chlamydomonadales, Chlamydomonadaceae. The record is from RefSeq and is a predicted model, not a curated record. The transcript is spliced from 13 exons. The coding region runs from base 35 to 3118 and encodes 1027 amino acids. Gene Ontology annotation, cellular component: membrane.
AAUGCACUCUUGAAGAAAUGCCCGGAAAUGCAGAAUGCGCCAGAUUGCCCAGAAUGGCCCCCACGACGCCCCAGUCCCCCGCAACACCUGCGGCUGCGGCGCGCUGCGGCUGCCACGGCCGGCCGGCGGCGGCGGAAGCAGCGGCGGGCCAGCAGGAACCAAGGGGCCCGGCGGUGGCGGUGGCGGUGGCGGCGGCGGCGGCGGCGGUGGCCCCGUGGGUCCGCUCAUCCGCCUUCGCGGCUACGACGCCCCUAGCGGCACCUGGCGGGCCUCGGUGCUCUUCGGCACCGCAGCCGCCGGCUUCACGGCCGGGGCCGCCGCCACCGCUGCCGCAGGGGGCACCGGUGCGAAGGGCGACAACGACGGCGGGGAAGGCAGCGGGCCGACGCUGCAGGAGGUGCCGCCUGCGCCCGCUCCUCAGGCGGAGGGCCAGCACGGCCCGGCAGCCGCGACGUCGGCGCCCGCGCCGCUGCUGCGCUACCAGCUGAGUCGCGUGCUGCCGGUGUCCACAGGCACUGGGCCGCACGCGCCAGCGGCGGCGGCGGGUGGCGGCGGCGGCGGAGCCGGAGACAUGCCGACGCCGCCCACCUCCCCAGGGCCCGAGGCCGCGCGCGUCCACCAUGACCCCACGGCCGCGGAACGCAGCCCAGCCCAGUUCCUGCCCAUGCCACCCGCUGCUGCUGCGGGCAGCAGUGCCCGACCGGGCCAGGCCCCGCCGCAGCCGCAGCCGGACCCGCCGCCCCCCUCCAUGCCGCCGACUGGCGGCUUCGAGGCUGCGGCCACACACGCCUCCCAGCCCGCUGACACGCUGUCGUGGGAGCAGGCGGCAGCGGCCAGGUCCGCAGCAGCAGCAGCAGCAGCAGCAGCAGCAGCAGGGGCGGCGGCGCCAGCUGGCGACGCGCCCGGCGGCGCAUCCAGCGGCGCAGCAAGCUUCCAAGACUACCACCACCGCCGCCAUGGUGGUAGCGGCGUCGUCGAUGGCGGUGAUGGCUGGAGGGAGGUGCGGCCGGAGCUGCUGGCUACGUUCGGGGAGGGCUGUGCCUUCUGGCGCUUCGAGCUGCAGGCGCCCGUGCUGGGCGACUCGGGCCAGUGGCUCACGUACGCCGUGGAGCUGCCCGGAGGCGGCAGUAGCAGCGGCAGCGGCAGUAGCAGUGCGGCGGCGGGAGCAGUAGCAGAGGCCAUCCACACGGCUGCCGUGCGGAUAGGGGUCGCCGGGCACGGCGAUGGGGGAGGGGGGAGCGAUGGGGGCGGGGGUUGGCACGGGGAGGCGUUCCGUGUGUACAUCCCCAGCACUGCUGAGGGCUGGCGCUGGGCCUUUCACAGCUGUGCGGGCUUCAGUAUGGACGUGCCGCCAGAGCAGCAGGCGGACAAGUACUGGGGCCACUCGCCGCUGUGGUCGGACCUGCUGGCGCAGCACGCGGCAGCGCCCCUGGCGGCCCUUGUGGGCGGCGGUGACCAGCUCUACUGCGACGACGUGUGGUCUCUGCCGGCACUGACGCAGUGGCUGGCGCUGCCGGACCCGUCGCAGCGCCUGGCCGCCGCCUGGAGCCCCGCCGCCGCCGCGCAGGUGUCGGCCUACUACACCGCCCACUACUGCACACACCUCAGCCAGCCCGCCAGCAGGAUGGCCUGGGCCAGCAUACCGCAGGUCAACACGUGUGACGACCACGACAUAUUUGACGGCUGGGGCUCCUACCCCGCCGCCCUGCAGGACUGCGCCGUGUUCCGGGGCGUCUUCGAAGCAGCCCGGGCCGCCUACCUGCUGUUCCAGCUGCACACCACGCCGGGCCGGGCCGCUGCCGACGGCUGCAUCGUUACGCCGGCGGGCGGUGUUCACCAGGUGGUGUGUCUGGGGCCGCGCCAGGCGCUCCUCCUGCCCGACCAGCGCGGGGAGCGCAGCAGGUUCCAGGUGAUGCCGCUGGAGAGCUACGCCGCGCUGUUCGGCGCCCUGGCCGACCCCCGCCGCCUGCCUUCCUCGGUGGCGCACCUGACGCUGGUGGCCACUGUGCCGCUGGUGUACCCGCACGUAGUGGGCUCGCACCGGCUCAUGGCUUUGUUCGGCUGGCUGAAUCACACCCGCUGGCUGCGACCCAUCAUGGCCAAGACCGGUGCCUCAUCCGCCAUCAUGAACCAAUUCGGUGAGCCGGACCUGCUGGACGACCUGCGCGAUCACUGGGUGGCGCCGGCGCACCUGGGCGAGCGCCGCUUCCUGCUGGAGCACCUGCAGAUGAUGGCCAAGAGCCGCAGCAUGCGUGUGAGCCUCAUCUCAGGCGACGUGCACCUGUGCGGCGCGGGCCGACUGUACAGCUGGCCCAUCAGCCGCCUCAGGCCGCCGCGACACGACUGGCGGCAUAUGGUGCAGGUGAUCAGCAGCGCCAUCGUGAAUGCGCCGCCGCCAACGGGUCUGGUCAAGCUGCUGCAGUGGUCUGGCCGCGCCGGCCUCACCAACCGCCGCACGCGCAACCACCUGCUGCGCACCUUCACGGACGUGCGCGGGCGCGCCAAGCUGCUCAACCGCCGCAACUACUGCCUGGUGGAGGAGGUGGUGGAGGGAGCGGCGGCGGGUCGGCCGGAUCAGCUGCGGGAGCUGCCUGGGAUGGAGGGCGGCCUGGCCUUCACGCUGCGGGUGGAGCUGCCCAGGGGCGCAGGCGCGCACAAGCAGGGCGGUGGCGGCGGCGGGCCGCUGCGCCGCCUUUUGGGUGCGUGCCUGCCUGGUGGCGGCGGAGGCGGAGCCGGAGGCGAAGGCCGCAAGCACACGGGGGCUGCGGCGGCGACCGCCCCUGCGGCCGGUGCGGCACCGACGUCGUUCCCAGGGGGCAGUGGUGCCGCCGCCGCGGCGGGCGGCGAGGGACCCGGGGCUGCGACGGCGCCUGCACCCGCCUCGCCUCACGAGUAUGACGCCGUCGGCGGCGGCGUUGGCACCACCGGGGACAAGAAGCACGGGCACGGGCCGAGCGGCGGCAUGGCCACAGGCACGGGCACGGAGCAGGAGGGGGAUCCGGAGGGGCUGGGUGUGGUGGUGGUGAAGCCGUACGUGAUCACUGUGCCGUCACUGGACGUACAGCGCACACGGCUGGGCGACAAGGAUGCAGAGGUGUUCCAGGUGACAGACUUUUGAGUUGGUUAGGCUUGGGCUGAGUCAUGAGUGGGGGCCUGGUUCUGGUGGGCCCGGCAAGUCGGGCAGCGGCGUGUCAUGGUGGAGCGUGGAGACGCGGAGACGGGAUGGCCCGACAC